This is a messenger RNA of Didymodactylos carnosus, 576 nucleotides long. Lineage: Eukaryota; Metazoa; Rotifera; Eurotatoria; Philodinida; Philodinidae. The record is from the annotation of a GenBank genome assembly.
AUGAUUAGCGUAUAUUGUGGAAUCGGUCGAACUGUAUGGUCAAAAGUGAUUCGCAAUAAUACAGCUCAAACCUACUUAUUCACUGCUGAUCAAUACUAUGCAAAUUAUCAAUUUAUAUAUCGCUUACCCAAACCAAUUAAACUCUACCCAGGAGAUGAAAUUGCAACACGUUGUAUGUAUUCGACGACUAGUAGUACUUCAAUUACCUUGGGUGGAGAACCUUUGGAAGAAGAAAUGUGUCUCCAUGUAUUUGUGUAUUAUCCAAAGAUGACUAAUAUGGCGGGAUGUGUAUCAAGAAUAAGCACAAAGCAAUGGGAAACAAUAUACAAUAAAUCAAUAACUGGUAACAUCACAAGUCAGAAUGAUUUUAAAACAUGGUUACAAAACAUGGAAUGGACACAAGAAUCACGGCAAACUUGGCAAGCAUUUUAUUCCACAGCUGAACGAGAACGUUCAACAUCAAAUUUGAAUUUGACAGGAACAUUUUUUAUUCCAAACUAUGUGGAUUUAAAUGAAAUUGAUUGUAGUGUACAUAACAAAACAAGAACUGCAAAUAACAGCACUAGAAUUAGGUAG